This is a messenger RNA of Hyaloperonospora brassicae, 939 nucleotides long. The record is from the annotation of a GenBank genome assembly. NCBI's taxonomy places the organism in Eukaryota, Oomycota, Peronosporomycetes, Peronosporales, Peronosporaceae.
AUGGACAUUGGCGCCCAUUGCUCCGUCGCGACGUGCCACCAGCAGGACUUCCUGCCCUUCACGUGCGACUGCUGCCGCCACGUCUUUUGCCUCGCGCACCGCAGCUACGACGCGCACCAGUGCCCAAGCGCCGGCAGUCACGACCGCCGCGUCUUCCAAUGUCCCGUCUGCUCGCAAUUGAUCCACUGGACGGCAGCGCAAGACGUGAACAGUGUGUGGGACACCCACGUUCGAGUCGGUCAGUGCACGCGCGAGAAGCUCCAGCAACAACAGCAGCUGCAGCAGCAACAGCCACAACAGCCGAAGAAGACGAAGAAGAAGAGACGCUGUGCUGCGCAUGACUGUCGCGAAGUGCUGCUCCCGUCCAAUCAGUUUUCGUGCCCAAAGUGUCGGCAGGACGUGUGUCUGCGGCACCGGUUCGAGACGGAUCAUACGUGUGCGAGCGUGCGACAAGUGGCUCGACAGCAGUGGCUCGGACGGCUCGAGACGCCACUGUCGAGUUACUCGACAAGGGCCACGCACGGGGCGACGCCUCAGCUGCCCCGCAACGUACAGCAGACUGCUGCGUCUGUGGUCAAGGGCACCAAGUCGGCAGUGUCGUCGCUCGUGCAGAACGUCAAGAGUGCAGCCAGUAGUGCCGUGACCACAGCGUCCGAGCCAUGUCCCCUAUGUCAGCAGCAGUUCAACGACGUGAGUCUGCUCAUUGCACACGUUGAUCAAGCGCAUGGCGACACGUCUGACUCGACUAACGCUUCGGUCGCUCAAUCUCGAGCAGCUUUGCCGACUGGUGCGUCGCGAGCCGAACGAGAAGUGUGCCCGCAAUGUCGCGCCGUCUUCCCGACGGUGUCUGCACUUAUCCAGCACGCCGAGACUGCACACUCGGGUGCUGCAGUUGCUACAGGACGUGGCCACGACCAGGACAAGUGCAGCAUCAUGUGA